GAAAGCAUAGCAACUGAUCAUCAGGAAUCCCUUCCUAUAUCUCCCUCGUAAAUCCUUCUUCCCGCAUGUGCUUGCUCUUACUGUGAGCACUUACAGCACAUAUAUAUCCAGCUGAUAUAGAAAAGCUUUCGGAGGCAGCUGAGAGUGCCAGAAAUUGACAGAAGGGAGGAUAUGACGAUGGGUGAGAACACAUCCGCAAAGAACCAACUCCCUCACCAGGUUUUCAGCGUCUCAAUUGACACCAAUCCACAGAGUGGCUCCAAGUGGUUUGAUGAUGAUGGCCGCCCCAAACGAACUGGAACUGUGUGGACUGCAAGUGCUCACAUCAUAACAGCUGUUAUUGGGUCCGGAGUUCUCUCCUUGGCUUGGGCUAUUGGUCAGCUUGGAUGGAUUGCUGGGCCAGCUGUGAUGCUUUUGUUCUCGCUUGUCACUUACUAUACUUCUAUUCUGCUCUCUGCCUGCUACCGCUCUGGUGAUCCUGUCAAUGGCAAGAGGAACUACACCUACAUGGAUGCUGUUCGGGCCAACCUUGGUGGAGGAAAGGUCAAAAUAUGUGGAUUUGUGCAGUAUGUGAACCUUUUUGGUGUUGCCAUUGGCUACACAAUUGCAUCUUCUAUAAGCAUGAUGGCAAUAAAGAGGUCUAAUUGCUUCCACCAGAGUGCUGGAAAAGAUCCAUGCCACAUGAAUGCCUAUCCAUAUAUGAUAGCUUUUGGCAUAGCUGAGAUACUUUUGUCUCAGAUUCCUGGAUUUGAUCAGCUACACUGGCUCUCUUUUGUCGCUGCAGUCAUGUCCUUCACUUAUUCGUCAAUUGGUCUAGGACUCGGCAUUGGUAAAGUUGUAGAAAAUAAAAGAGUCAUGGGAAGUCUCACUGGAAUAAGCAUUGGCACUGUGACACAGACCCAAAAGAUAUGGAGGAGCUUUCAAGCACUUGGUGACAUCGCUUUUGCCUAUUCUUACUCCAUGAUCCUCGUUGAAAUUCAGGACACAGUCAAAGCCCCACCUACAGAAGCCAAGACGAUGAAGAAAGCAACUCUAAUAAGUGUUGCAGUCACAACCCUUUUCUACAUGUUCUGUGGUUGCUUUGGAUAUGCUGCUUUUGGAGACCUAUCCCCUGGCAACCUCCUCACUGGAUUUGGCUUUUACAAUCCAUAUUGGCUACUUGACAUUGCCAAUGCUGCUAUUGUAAUCCACCUUGUAGGUGCAUACCAAGUUUACUGCCAACCCCUCUUUGCCUUUGUUGAAAAAGAAGCAGCCCGAAGAUUCCCAGAUAGUGACUUCGUUACCAAAGAUAUCAAAAUCUCAAUCCCUGGUCUCGGUCCAUACAAUCUCAACCUCUUCAGAAUGAUUUGGAGGACACUCUUUGUGGUUACAACCACUGUGAUUUCAAUGCUCCUUCCCUUCUUUAACGACAUAGUUGGCCUCCUUGGGGCUUUGGGAUUUUGGCCAUUGACCGUUUACUUCCCUGUUGAGAUGUAUAUUUCACAGAAGAAGAUAUCAAAAUGGAGCACAAGAUGGCUUUGCCUCCAAAUCCUAAGUGUUGCUUGCCUGAUUAUUACCAUAGCUGCUGCUGCUGGUUCUAUUGCUGGAGUUCUUGAUGAUGUCAAGACUAUCAAGCCCUUCCAGACCAGUUAUUAGAUUAUCUGAAUUUCAUCAGUAUCACCAUUGAUGAACACAUAUCUCAAGAAAGACAAGCAACCAACCUAGUAAUCUAGGAUUUUAGUCCCUUUUCAUGUUCAUAUAAUUCCCGAGGUGAUGAUCAUGUUAAUUGAUCGUCUUAUUUCAAUGUAAUUUUCUGGUUUAUCUGAACAGUAUAAAAAAAAAAGGUGGGGGCCAUGCAUGUAAUGUAAGUGUACUGUAAACAUGUGUCCCUGAUUAUCUAUCCUCCCAGCACUGUAACUUUUCAAUGCCAACUGAAAGAAUUUCUGCAAA
Messenger RNA from Populus nigra (black poplar), 1929 nucleotides. RefSeq names its product amino acid permease 3-like. The record is from RefSeq and is a predicted model, not a curated record. The coding region runs from base 172 to 1635 and encodes 487 amino acids. The transcript is spliced from 6 exons. Gene Ontology annotation, cellular component: plasma membrane. Lineage: Eukaryota; Viridiplantae; Streptophyta; Magnoliopsida; Malpighiales; Salicaceae.